Messenger RNA from Scheffersomyces coipomensis, 1842 nucleotides. It is a transcript of the gene NGG1, whose product is annotated as histone acetyltransferase. The transcript has a single exon. Lineage: Eukaryota; Fungi; Ascomycota; Pichiomycetes; Serinales; Debaryomycetaceae. Bases 1 to 1842 code for a protein of 613 amino acids. Gene Ontology annotation, cellular component: SAGA complex. Gene Ontology annotation, molecular function: transcription coactivator activity. Gene Ontology annotation, biological process: regulation of transcription by RNA polymerase II. The record is from RefSeq and is a predicted model, not a curated record.
AUGUCGGCAAAAACAGAUUCAAGUACACAUUCUGCCUCCACUACAUUAGAUGACAUCAUAAAUGAAUUAAAGUUAUCAUAUGACAAUUCAGUAGGAUUAUUGGAUGGUGAUUCUGUGAGGACGAUACCUAGUGUUAAUAUCCUUUUGAAUUUAAGUAAAUUAUUGAAUAAUUUAAAACGUGAAUUGAGUGAAGUAGAACUGUCAGACGACUCUAUUCUUAAUAAAAUCAAGCAAUUAUUAAACAAAGAUGAAAAUGAAGACGCAGAUGAUGAAGGUGAAGAGGAUCAAGAAGAUGGAGUUGUGUCAGAGAGAAAACGUGAUCUUGCUGAUGAUGAUCAAGAUGAAGAAGAUAGUGAGUCUAAUAAGAAACGAAAAAUAACUGAUGGUGAAGAAGUUGAAAGUAAUGGUAAUGGGAAAGUAAACUCCAAGGAUGAUCCAGUACCACCAAUUCAAUCGGGUUCUUUCACUCAUGAUAAUGACACUAGAUUGAAAAAUCCAAAAUCAGAAUAUGUUACCUCCCAAACUUUACCUGCAGAAGCUAUAGCAGAAUUAGGUUUAUGGUCAGAAUCAAACCAUGGAUUAGAAACUCAAGGUAAAGAAUAUCUCAAAAAGAAAUAUGGUGUAGCGUCUUAUCCUGAAAAUGAUUUAUUAAACCUCUUACCUGGUACCAUCCCAAAUAUUGAUUUUUCAAAGAAUAAGCCUCCAAGUAAUCAAGUUCAAUUCACGACAUAUCAAUCGUACAUCGAAUCAUUCUUCAGACCAUUCCUGAAUGAAGAUAUUGAGUUCUUAAACGAAAGAUAUAUAAUUCAACCCGGUAUGGAAAAGACGGAUUAUGAUCCUGAAGUCAUGCCAUUUUUAAUUCCAAAAUUAGGUAGAUUUUAUGCUGAUGUUUGGGCUGAUGAAGAUGCCACCUUAAGUUCAAAAUUAAACUCACCAGCAUACCAACAACCUCCAACUGAUUCAUAUAAGGCAAAAGGUACAGUCGAUGCUUUGAAUGAUGAUAUGUUAUAUACUGAAGAUAUAAGCUGUGGUCCAUUAUCAAGCAGAUUAUUAUCUGCUAUCUUAAGUACAAGAGAAACCAAUGGUGAAGAUGAAGAUGAAGAUAUGGAUGGUAAAGAUGCCAGUGGAAGUGGAAAUGAUGAAGAAAAAAAUGCACAAGAUAAUGAUAUUAUUGCUACUCAAUUAGAUAGUGGUGAAGAUUAUAAAUUAACUAGUGAUAUUAACGACUUUAAUACUAUUGAAGAUAGACUUAAACGAGAGUUGAAAUAUAUUGGUAUAUUCAUGAACUUACCGAUAAAUGAUGAAGAUACAGGUCAAAAGAUUAAACAAAAUGGGAUUGGAAGACUUAAAAAAUCAAGUUCAAGUAUCAUUGACAAUGAUGAUUGGAUUAAAAAUAAAGAAGAUGAUGAAGUAUGUGCUGAAAUAAGAUCACUACAAAGAGAAUUAAGAGAAGUUGUAAGUAGAAACAAGGCCAACAGAAAGAAACUAAUCCCUAUUGUGGAAGAGCAAAUUGCAUAUCAAGAAUAUUGUGCUAUAUUGGAAGAUUUGGAUAAACAAGUCGAUCAAGCAUACAUGAAACGUCUUAAGGGUAAGAGUAAGAAGAAGAAGGUGGAUACAACUACCCCACAACAAUUAGCUGCAAAUAAUGGAUUAAGAACUCUCUUAGAAAAGAGGAGAAGAUGGAUAGAGAAUAUUGGUAAACUUUUCCGACCCGCAGAAAUAAUGAAACGAGUUCCACUGGAAGAUAUCUUGAUCAAAGAAGGAACAGUUGAACAAGAAAUUAAUGAUGAUGAUAAUGCAGAUAAUGUAUCUUCUGCUGUUGAUAUUAUUGACAAAUCGUAA